UACAGAUGCGCUUAGUUCCUUGACUGGAAUUAUUACAGUAUAUUUUCGACUUUCAUAUUUCUUAAAAGCAGAAUCACAUUCCUUCGUAAAUGUUUUCAUUCACUAACUUAUUAGCUGGCAACGCUCCUGUUAUCGAAGAUGGCGGGAGAAAAGAGUAUAUGUUAAAGCAUUCUAUUAUUCUAUUAGUAUUAAUACGUUUAUUAUCCAUAAUUCAGUUAUCUCUGAAAGAAAAAAGAAUUACUUUAUUUUUAAGCGGAUCUAGUAGUAAAAAAUAAAAACAAUUUGGAUUUACGCUUUUAAAUCGCUUUCGUCAAUUUUUCACUCCGAGAAAUAUUUCAUAAAUCCUUUCAACAAUGGCACCUAAAAAGGUAUUAUUUAAAUAAAAGAAAAAUUGUUUAUUUCGAAUGAAAACUUAUUUCAAUUACCUACAAGAAGAAAAAAAUGGCAAGAUCUUCAAAAAGGAAAACUGAAGAGACAGAAUCCAAAUCAUCAAAGAAAAUUAAAAAAGAAGAAAAGUCUGAACAAGUAAAUGAUGAUAAUAUUGCUGAAUCAAACAGUUUUACAUCUGAUGCAAAAUCUCUAACCGGGAAAAAAUGGAAUCUUAAAAUUUCUUCAUGGAAUGUGAAUGGAAUUAGAUCAUGGCUUGACAAAGGAAUAGCAUUCCUAAAAGAGGAAAAUCCAGAUAUUCUCUGUCUUCAAGAAACUAAAUGUGGAGAUAAUGAAAUUCCUAAGAAAAUUAAAGAUUUUGAAGGUUAUCACAAAUAUUGGCUUUCAGGUGAUCAAAAAGGCUAUUCAGGUGUAGGCCUUUUAACCAAGAAAAAACCUUUGGAUGUCACCUAUGGAAUUGGUAAUAAAGAACAUGAUAAGGAAGGAAGAGUUAUAACUGCAGAAUAUGAAGAAUUUUAUAUUGUUAAUGCUUAUGUUCCAAAUGCAGGAAGAGGAUUGGUUAGACUUGAUUAUCGAAUGAAAUGGGACAACGAUUUCCUACAAUAUUUAAAGGAAUUAGAUUCUAAGAAACCUUUAAUACUGUGUGGUGAUCUUAACGUUGCACAUAAUGAAAUAGAUCUUGCAAGACCAAAAUCAAACAAGAAAAAUGCAGGUUUCACCAAAGAAGAGCGAGAGGAUUUUACAAAACUGUUGUCAGAAGGAUUUUUUGAUAGUUUUAGAAAAUUGUAUCCAGAUACAGAAGGAUGCUAUACUUUUUGGUCAUAUAUGAUGAAUGCAAGAGGAAAAGAUAUUGGAUGGAGACUAGACUAUUUUGUAUUAUCAGAGCAACUUGAACAGAAUCUUUGUGAUAACCUUAUUAGAAAGAAAAUUCUUGGUAGCGAUCACUGUCCAAUAACUCUAUUAAUGAGUUUUUAAAAUUUGAAACACAUUAAGCAGUAUUUCAAGAAAUCAAGAAUUGAUAGACAUUUUAUUUCAUCAGAAUUAUAUUAUUAGUUUUUUUGGUCUGGAAUAAAAUGAAAUAAUAUUCUACUCUAACACAGCUGAUAAAUGUGUGAUGAAAAUAAGAGUAAAGAUAAAUGCAGUGUAAUGAGGACAGUUAAUCCUACAGUCAAAGGUAAUGUAUAGUCAUUCAUCAUAGGAUGUUAUUCAAUCUACAUUACAUUUUAUUUUAAGUCAUAUUAAAUGUUUUGAAUUUAAAGCUCUGUGACAAGAAGAAAAAUUGUGUUUGUUUAUAAAUUUGAAAUUAUAAAAAAAGAAUCAUUACUAAUAACA
Molecule: messenger RNA, 1719 nt
Organism: Centruroides sculpturatus (bark scorpion)
Lineage: Eukaryota; Metazoa; Arthropoda; Arachnida; Scorpiones; Buthidae
Product: exodeoxyribonuclease-like
Exons: 7
Coding region: 442-1362 (306 amino acids)
Biological process (GO): base-excision repair
Cellular component (GO): nucleus
Molecular function (GO): phosphoric diester hydrolase activity; endonuclease activity; DNA binding
Source: RefSeq, a predicted model, not a curated record